AUGGUUUUGCCUGCUGCAUCAACAUUGUGCAAUGUUUUCACAUUUUUGCUCGCUGGUUCGCCAAUUUUCUAUAGUGCCGCACCACGAGGCGGCUGUGCUAGUUGUUGUGCCAUACGCGAACGCGAGGACAUUCAAUUUCUGUUGUAUACCAGGAAAAAUCGUCAGUCUGCGCAGCCGCUAGAAUUGAACGACAGUACGCGCCUGGCUCAAAGCAAUUUCAAUUUCAAUUACCCCUUGGCCAUCUAUUUGCAUGGCUUCUCAGAGUCAGCAACGGGUGAGCAGCAGAGUAGCCAGCAGCUAAAGGAUGCGUUUUUGCGAAGCGGAAAUUACAAUGUCAUACUCAUCGAUUGGAGCGCCAUGACCGCCGUACCCUGGUAUGCCAAUGCAGUUGAGAAUCUGCCCGUGACAGCGCGUUAUAUAGCCCGAUUCUUGCAAUUUUUGGUGCGUCGUGGCUAUGCGGCCAAACAUAUACAUCUCAUUGGCUUCAGUCUGGGAGCCGAAGUAGCUGGUUUUGCGGGCAAGCAGCUUCAGGAAUGGGGCAUCAAAUUAACGCGCAUCACAGCUCUGGAUCCUGCACUACCCAUGUUUGAGGGCGAGAGUUCCCAUAGAUGCCUUAAUCCAGGCGUUGCUCGUUUUGUCGAUGUUAUACACACAGAUGGCGGUAUCCUUGGCAAUCCCACGGCCAUGGGUCAUGUGGACUUCUAUCCCAAUGGUGGCCGCCCUUUGCAACCAGGAUGUGCGCGCCAGGAAAUUGCCAAUAAUCGUUGGUUGGGCAUAAUAAUUGGCUGCAGUCAUCAGCGCGCUUGGGAAUAUUUUGUUGAGUCCGUGCACCAGCCACUUGCAUUUCAUGCCAAACGCUGUGAACCCUCCCAAACAUUUGGAGUGUGCCGCGAUGGCAACGGACGUGCAUACAUGGGCAUGGGCGCCGACUACAGAUUGCGCGGCAAGUUCUAUCUGGAGACGAAUGAUGCCAAGCCAUUUGGGCGUAACAGCAAGCCAAAGGAUAUUGUGCGCACCAUGCUGCCCAUCGCCUACAAACUGCCUGCAAAUCUCACCGCGGACAAUGGCAGCAAUGGUCUUGCUUUCGAGGAUAACAACACACUGAGCAAUAACAUUGACAGCAUUGCCAGCCACUCGCUGACGUGA
Messenger RNA from Scaptodrosophila lebanonensis, 1146 nucleotides. RefSeq names its product phospholipase A1 VesT1.02. Gene Ontology annotation, molecular function: lipase activity. Lineage: Eukaryota; Metazoa; Arthropoda; Insecta; Diptera; Drosophilidae. Gene Ontology annotation, biological process: lipid metabolic process. The record is from RefSeq and is a predicted model, not a curated record. The transcript has 6 exons. Bases 1 to 1146 code for a protein of 381 amino acids.